UCAUACUCCGUCGAGUAUUUAAGUAUCUCAUCGUCGUUACUAUUAUAUAGUUAAAAUAAAUUUAACAUAGAAAAAUGCUAGAAAACCAACGAAAAUUAUCUCCAGGACAUUCAACAUCAUUUUUAAUUGAAGAUAUAUUAUUCAGAUCAAAGAACAAUAGGCCAAAUCCAGAGGUGACCAGUCACGAAAGAAGUCGAAAUCAACUGCCACAAAGUCCAGAAUGUUUUCCAAUGUUACCAUCAGCAGUAGCUUCUGCAUAUUUAUCAUAUCCAGCACAUUACAUGCACAAAAAUUCUAUUGCAGAACCAUUUUUCAUUACUCCUCAAGGGGUACCAUUUGGAAGUAUUUGGGGUACUCGAUCAGAUUAUGGACACGGACAUCUAAACUCUAGAUUAUGUCGUAGACGAAAAGCUCGGACAGUGUUUUCUGAUCAACAACUAACAGGUCUAGAAAAACGUUUUGAAGUACAACGAUAUCUUAGUACUCCAGAAAGAGUUGAAUUAGCAACCGAACUAAGAUUAUCAGAAACACAAGUCAAAACGUGGUUUCAAAAUCGUAGGAUGAAACAUAAAAAACAAUUGAGAAAAGUUAACGACGAUACAGUAGUUAUAGGAAAUGAAAAACCUGCAGACAGCACAGCAAACAAAUCGUUGGCUACAGAUUAUCCUGUAGACUUUUCGUCAAAAAACUCAAUAUGUGGUACAUCCGAUACAGGACUCCAAGAGUCUAAAAUUUUAGCUCAACAAAGUAAAUUGCUUAAAAAUGACGAAAAAAGGAGUCAACAAUAUGAUCUAAGCGAAAAUUCUGAAGUAGAUGACGAUGACGAUGCUGAUGGUGCUGACGAUGAAAUUAUAGAUAUUGUUGGUGAUCAUUCCCAUAGUAUUAUGAUGAAUAGUGUGCGAAGUUACAAACAACAGCGGUAUUUUUAAUUAAAAAAUAAGAACCCUCUUUUGUAUCAUUAUUAUUAAUUAAUAAGAUUAAACAUUGCAGUAAACAGUUAGAAUUCUCAUACCUUUUAUAAUAUUUCAAACAUAUUAUAAGAAUAAUUUAUUACCUAUUUCUUAUAGAUGUAGUUGUAUUUGUGUAAUAUAUUAUUAAAAACCAUAAAAUGUCGGCCAAAUAUUAAUUAU
Sipha flava (yellow sugarcane aphid) is the source of this 1130-nucleotide messenger RNA. RefSeq names its product brain-specific homeobox protein homolog. The record is from RefSeq and is a predicted model, not a curated record. The coding region runs from base 75 to 929 and encodes 284 amino acids. Gene Ontology annotation, molecular function: DNA binding; DNA-binding transcription factor activity, RNA polymerase II-specific. Lineage: Eukaryota; Metazoa; Arthropoda; Insecta; Hemiptera; Aphididae. The transcript is spliced from 5 exons. Gene Ontology annotation, biological process: regulation of DNA-templated transcription.